UGGGAGGCCGCGUGUAGCGCGAGGUUGGGGCGCCGCGCAUCGCCUGCAGCGCUUUAGGCCCGUCGGAAGGAGCGCGGGACGGUUCGCCUGAGCGCCGUAACCCAGCCGAGAUGUCUGCAGCGAGGGAGAAGAAGCGGGCCAGGAAGAUGAGGAACCAGCCGGCCAGCGUCACGCUCCCUGCCGAGCCGGGGUCCUUUCCCGGCGGUGGCGGCAGCAGGGCCUGCUCGGCCCCAGGAGAUGUUCGUUCUGAGCAGCAGUAUCAACAGCAUAAAUUUUUGCAUCAGUCACCUGGGCCUCACUAUAGGAAAGACCAAAAUAGAGGAGACUCAAGAGGCAGAGGGAGGGGAGGAUUGCAAGGAGAGCAUCAGAGUUCUGAGGAAAUGCCUAGAUACAUAACAGUGUCUACCUUUGCUCAAGCUCGUGCUGCUGAGAUCAAAGCCAUGCUGAAAGCAGUUGCACAGAAGUCUUCCAACUCUCUAGUUUUCCAGACUCUGCCCAGGCACAUGCGAAGGCGAGCUAUGAGUCACAAUAUUAAGCGCCUACCCAGGCGACUGCAAGAGGUUGCCAGGAAAGAGGCUGAGAAAGCUGUACAUCAGAAAAAAGAGCAGUCCAAGACUAAAUGCCGCAAAGCCAGAAGACGCCACGUAAAUUUGGUAGCAGAUUUUAAUCGCAGGCAAAGGAAAAAUAUUUGGCUGGAAACACAUAUUUGGCAUGCAAAGAGAUUUCAUAUGGUAAAGAAAUGGGGAUACUGUUUAGGAAACAGCCCUACAGAGAAGUGUUACAGGGCUUGUUACCGAGCCAUGACAAAUCACUGCCUUCUUCAGGAUUUAUCAUACUAUUGUUGUUUGGAGUUGACUGGGAAAGAGAAUGAGCUUCUGAGACAACUUGCUCGAAUAUGUAGUGUUGAUGCAGGAUUAACAUUUGGAGCAGCCAGUUGUCUGUCUGGAAGAUUCGAAGGUUCCUUGAAUCUUUACCGAGCAGAUCGCUAUCCUGAGGACAUGCUUGGUCCUGUUACAUUUAUUUGGAAACCGAGGUGUGGGUCUGAAAACAGACAGUUAUGGAUCUGGAUGCAUCCAGCUCUCAAGCAGGACGUAUUGAAUGAGUUGAAAGCAAUUUUCCAGUGUUCAGGGCCUGAGGAGAUCUGUAUUCCUGAGCCAAUUGCAACACUAAGUCAAGAGGAAAAACAAAUGGAUGUUGUUCAGAGCCUUGGCAAAAAAAGAAAGAAGGAGGACAAAGAAGGAGAUAAAGCUGUGCCAGUGAAGAAAAUAAUUGGUGAUGGCACUAGAGAUCCAUUCCAGUCCUACUCCUGGGUCUCACAAACUACUGGCAUUGUGAUCAGCGAUCAAACAAUGGAGAUUCUCAAAUAUCGACUGAUUGGCCCGUUAUCACACUCUGUCCUUACAGAGACCCUGAAAGCUGCUUCUAUCCAAACAGAGAUGGUGGAUUCAGAAUCGAAACUGAAUAACUGGUGGGUAGAAAACUGCAAGGACUCUGAAAAAGUAUCUCUUCAUCAUCGUCAAACAGCUAUCUUUGAGCUCUUAGAAGGGAUAAGUUCACCAUCAGAAAUGCCACCAGGUACAAUACUGGGCCUCACUGUUGGAGAUCCUCGUGUAAAUCUGCCAAAAAAGAAGACAAAAGCCAUUCCAGAUCCGGAAAAGUACCAAGAUAAUGAUAAAGUUAGGCAGCUGUACCUGGAGGGUGUACCCGUUGAGUGUGCUCACAGCUUUAUUUGGGACCAGGACAUCCAUAAGAACGUCACUGAAAAUAAAAUCUCAGAGCAGGUAACUGAUGAGGUGGAUUGCCAUGGAGAAAAUGGAUGGAUGUACAACCCACAAAUAUACUGGCAAAAAGGAAUUAACAAAAUGAGAGCCCAGUUACUGGUACCUGGAUCUCAGCUUGAUUUGGGUCCUUGUGAAUCUAAAAUUCCUAUACUGUUGGUGCAACAGCCAGGAAAAAUGGCUGGAGAAGAUCGACCAGGAUGGGGGAGUGGCUGGGAUAUCUAUCUCCCAAAGGGCUGGGGCAUGGCUUUCUGGAUUCCUUUUAUAUAUCGAGGUGUACGAGUUGGUGGCUUGCAAGAAGCUUCAAAACAUUCUGAGUAUCAAAGAAUACCUCACACUCCAGAUGAUUUCCCUGAUUGCCCAGCAGGAAUGCAGUUUGCCAAAGAACUGGAAAGCAGUCUUCUUGACAAAUUCAAACGACGUCCACCUGCAAAAAGGGCAAAUUAUGUCAAACUGGGCACUCUGUCCCCCUUCAUCUGUCCUUGGGGGCAGCUGGUGAAGAGCUGGGAAGGAAGAAUGAAAGCUUCAGAAGAACUUGUGCAUCGUUCUUCCCCACAUGCUGAGCACUGUGCAACUGAAGGACAUCGGUUUUGUGACCCCAAACCAGAAGUGGUGAAAGAAGCUUCCCCUGAGACUGGUGAGGUAGAGGAGACCAUGGAAAUAAGCUCCGAAUAUUCCAUAAAGACAGAGGGUGAUACAGGCACUCAAGGUUUUGAUGAAAGAGGUGAAACUAUGAGAAGUGACUUUAUUGUUCUCAGGAGUGAGAAAUUACUAAUGCAGUUAUCAGCCUGGUGCUACCCCACUUCUGGAAAAGAUCGGCGGCCUCGCCUUGUUUCUCAGCUUGGAGGAAAGGAAAUGACUGAAGAUGUCCUUUUGCCAAUCUUGAUCAGCUAUCCCAGGGCUCUGGUAUGGGUCAACUUGUCUCUCCUGAGGAAGGGGAACCCUGAAUUGCAUGCCAUGAUUUGCAUCCCAACAGAAGAUGACUUACUGCAUUUAAGCAAGGACAGACUCUUCUGUGGUCCUCAAGAACCCAAGCAUCGUGACAUAUUCAAGCACAAGGUACAGAAGCUAAAAGAGAAUAAGAGGAAGAAGAAAGAGGAAGAUAAUGUGAAGGCUCAAGAAAGCAACUCUCCCAGUAUUCCAGAGAAAGAAACAACUGAGGAAUGUAAAGACCUCAUUCUAGGUCUUUGGUCAGGCACUCUCCCAGAUGUUACUUCCCAUUGCUCCAGAACUCUCUUGGGAUAUGUAACUCGAGGGGAUUUUUCACUAGCUACAGGCUGUGGAGAAGCACUGGGUUUUGUUAGCUUGACAGGGUUGCUUUAUAUGUUAUACAGCCAGCCAGCAGAUAAAAAAGGGCUUGUUUUGCUGAGAACUCCAGCGUCUUUACAGUACAGAUUUGCAAGACUUAGUAUUGAGGUUUAAAUAUCACUGGAAUUCAGUAGAAUGCAAAAUAAACCAAAGUAUGUAUUAUGUCUCCUAUGGCCUUUCUGCUAGGCCUCUAAUUUGAGGAAGUGUUUCUGAACCUUGAGGAAUAUGAAACGACUGGAAAGCUUUGAAGCAUUAUUAAUGGGAAUAACUGAUAUUUCAACCUGGUAUUACUUCUGAUGUCCACAUUGUGCAGGAUUUCUGACAGUAACAUACAUGUCACCGUGAUAUUCUAUAUCUGAGAAGCCUAUUUUUCACCUCAGUGCUAUAACGGUCCUGAAACAAAAUUACAGAUUUUCAUUUUAGAAAUCUUUUGGUGAGACGUCUGAUAAAUUGUAGCUUUCCAGAUCACUGUUCACAUAUAAGCAUGUGUCCUCUGGGCCUGUAUAUAUAGCAAGUGGCUUUUACCAAUUCCUUGAGUCUGAAAAUGUAUGGCUACAGUGGAACAGAACUAAGUAGACAAUUCUAGCGCAGACAGCAGGUAAGCUGUGUUGGUGGAAAAGCUCUGUUUAAAUGAAAUGCAAAUAUAUGAUAGUCCAGCUGCAUAACUUUAAAAUUAUAGCAACUAAAGCUCUUAAAUUGGAAAGCAUAUCAAUUUCUCUCUAUUCUGAGAGAGGAAACUGUCUUUUUGAAAGAUAAUAAGCUUUUUGGAUAUAAAUUGCUCUUGGUGGGUCGACAUACGUUUUCUGUUGUAAGUGGGAAUAUUUUGAUUCUGUGUAACAUUUUAUUUUUGUAUGGAGUGUGCUGGGACCAAGGCUUUCUUCAUUUUGCUGUAGGGUUUAUGGAGGUUGAAGCAGUCAUAUAACCUAUAAAAUGUAUGAGAAUGGGGAGAAAGGUAUUUAAUUUGAUUGGUGAAGGUUGAUUACUUGUUUUUGUUGCUGGUUGGGCUUCUUUUUGUGUUUUUCUUUUUUGUUAAUGGUAACUCUAACCUUCUAGCCAUUCUUGAGUUAAGCAGCAUAAAAAUGAAUUUACAGUAAUGCACUGUAGUUUAAUAUGAGCAUGGUACAAAUAUUUACCAGUUGGUAACAUUAACCUAAAAUGAGACGACAAAUAAAAAUGUAAUCUAUUGUAGAUUCAGGAAUCCUAACGAUUCGGCUUGAUUUGUUGAAGUAAUAAAUUAAAUAUGCAUCAGUUGA
Messenger RNA from Meleagris gallopavo (turkey), 4339 nucleotides. NCBI's taxonomy places the organism in Eukaryota, Metazoa, Chordata, Aves, Galliformes, Phasianidae. The record is from RefSeq and is a predicted model, not a curated record.